GGAAAUAUAUGAGCUGAAGUUGCUCCAUGCACGAGCAUCUCAAAUUCUAAACCUACUUGGUCGGAGGGCACCUCUUUUGGAUAAGCAACAACCUGAUAUGGUCACAAAUACACUGUACCUUGCGGCAAAAGAAGGGCUUGUUGAUUUUUUGUCUGAAGUGUCAAAAACAAACCCACAAUUAAUCCAAUUCACUUCAAGAUUAGGAAAUUGGAGCACUUUCUUCUGUGCUAUUCAACGUCGUCAAGCUGAGGUUUUCAACCUAAUCCACCAGUAUCGCUUCAAGAAUUUGAUAGCAUCAGUGGUAGAUACCUCUGGACAUUGCAUGCUGCAUAUUGCAGCCAAGCUGGUUCCUUCUAACCAACUUAAUCGCGUUUUUGGUGCAGCUUUGCAGAUGCAAAGAGAAAUGCAAUGGUUCAAGGAAGUUGAAAGGGUAGUACCUCCUGGACUUAGGGUGUCUCAAAAUAGUUGGGGUGAACGACCAGAGGAUAUAUUCAAAAAAACUCACAAAGAUUUAAGGGAUGCAGGAGAAAAAUGGAUGAAAGAUAUAGCAACUUCUUGUUCUGUUGUUGGUGCUUUAAUUGUUACCAUCAUGUUUGCAGCAGCUUUUAUUGUUCCCGGAGGGAAUGAUCAAAACACUGGCUACCCAAUGUUUUUGAAAGACAAGUUAUAUAUACUCUUCGUGAUCUCAGAUACGCUGUUAUUGUUUUCUUCGACAACUUUUGUGCUGACAUUUUUAGGGGUUGUUACCUCACGUUAUGUUGAAGGGGACUUCCUCCUAUCCUUACCACAAAAGCUGAUCAUAGGCCUUUCUACACUGUUUUUGUCCAUUUUAACCAUGAUGGUAGCGUUUUGUUUAUGCAUUAUUCUCAUGCUAAAGCAUACAUACUCAUGGUCUUACCUUUCUGUUAUUAUCAUUGCUAGUGUCCCAAUAACCUUGUUUGUGUUGUUACAAUUCCCUCUUCUUCUUGAUGUGAUUUCUUCUACCUAUGGCCCUGGCAUCUUCAAGAGAAAUGUAAAAUAA
Molecule: messenger RNA, 1021 nt
Organism: Neltuma alba
Lineage: Eukaryota; Viridiplantae; Streptophyta; Magnoliopsida; Fabales; Fabaceae
Product: ankyrin repeat-containing protein NPR4-like
Exons: 2
Coding region: 98-1021 (307 amino acids)
Cellular component (GO): membrane
Source: RefSeq, a predicted model, not a curated record